ACACGCAGGAGCUGCACCGGGCACUCACCCAGGGUCGCUGUGGAGUGGCCGCCCCCAGGAGACCCCCAGCCCUGCACCGGGGGCCAGGGGUCCCUCAGGGUGUCCCUCAGCACUGUCCCCCUGCAGCCUGCAUCCCCCCAGAGUGCCAGGAGGGGCUGGAGCACCUCUGCCUGCGCCUGCUGUGCCGGGGUGUCCUGCGCACCUGGGAGCGAGACUUCACCCGGGCGCUGGGCUCGGGGCUGUGUGACCGGUGCUCAGCAGUGCCGGAGCCGUCGGGGGGAGCGGCGCAGAGCAGCACCGCCCGGCUCCUGCAGCAGCUCUACCCAGCCCUGUCCUUCGCCCUGCGGCACCUGCCGCCCACACCUGAGGGCAGCCCCCCCGGCUCGCCCUGCCUGCGCCUGCAGCUGCUGGGCCGGUGCCUGGCCACGGUGCAGGCCUCCUGCUCCUGGCUGAUGGGCAAAGCCUUCCAGUUCCUGGCGUCCUGGUCCCUCCACCAGUUCCUGCUCGUCACCCAGGGAGACCUGCAGCUGCUGAAGGCCGAGACGGACGCGCUGGUGCUGCUGGUGAGCGCGGCCUUCCUGGAGCCCGGGGACAGCCCCCAGCACCUCGCGCCCCACCAGCGGCUCCGGUCCCACCAGGAGAUGUGGCUGUGCCAGCAGAUCCGCUCCAUGGCUGCCAGCAUCCAGCAAUUUGCGGGGGACGUGCUGAAGAUGUUCUCCACCGACUGCAAGCGGAUGUCGGCCGAGAUCUUUGACCAGACCAUGCCGCUGGGCAAGCAUUGGCGGGUCAGCCUCCGAGCCGAGCUGCCCAGCUCCCCCAGCGAGUACGCGGCAGCAGCGGCCCAGACGGUGCUGGGCCAGGUCCUGCAGGGUGCCCAGCUGCUGCCCCGCGACUCCCAGGUGCCCACCCUGGCCCGGGUCACGACGGCCUUCGUGGAGGCCUGGCUGGAUCACAUCCUGGCUCGGAAGAUCAAGUUCAGCCUGCAGGGUGCCCUGCAGCUGCAGCAGGACUUCGCGCUGGUGCGGGACCUGGUGCAGUCGGAGCACUACGGGCUGGCGCCCGAGACCCGGCAGUCGCUGCUGUCCCUGCGCGUCUUCCAGCAGAUGGACAGCGCCAUCCUCUGCCUGCUGCAGCAGCCCAGCGGCAAGGCCUACCUGUCCUCCCACCCCUGGCCCUCCCUGCGCCAGUGCUGCUCCAACAACGGUGCCCGCACGCAGGAGCUGGGUGCAGGCAGCCUGCACAGCCUGGAGACCCUGGAGGCACCGGGGGCUGUGGCGGGCCCCCCCCCGGCCUCCCCCAGCACCGAGGCUCCCGGCCGGCUGCGCAGCCCCCCCGAGUCCUACCUGGCGGGCAGCCAGCAGCAGUGGCUGUCGCUGCGGCUGCGCGGGGCCCGGCGCUGGCGUGUGCCCGGCCUGCCCUGCAUGGCCAAGAGCCCCGAGGGCUGAGCAGCAAUAAAGCACCCACGGAGCCGAGCCGGG
Messenger RNA from Oxyura jamaicensis (ruddy duck), 1478 nucleotides. RefSeq names its product coiled-coil domain containing 142 (gene CCDC142). NCBI's taxonomy places the organism in Eukaryota, Metazoa, Chordata, Aves, Anseriformes, Anatidae. The coding region runs from base 453 to 1445 and encodes 330 amino acids. The transcript has 8 exons. The record is from RefSeq and is a predicted model, not a curated record.